AUGCAAUGGCUAGGCUACAUUGCUCCUUCUGCCGGCCGCUAUAUUCCAGUGGAUAACCCCGCGCAUUAUAUAAAUCCAUACGAUAUCAAUGGACCACGUGGAUUUCCUCCACAUAUCCCUCCAGCACAUCCGGUAUAUCCUCCUCCUAUCCUCCCUUCUCAAAUCACCUACCAACAACCAGCUAGCCAUCUAGCUCCGGCUUUACGCCCCCACCAUCCUCCUCCACAUGAUUCUCGCUUCGCUCCCCCUGCUCCAGUCGGCUACCUUGCUGGUGGUGCCCCAGGCCUUCAAAACAGUCUUCUGAAUACCAGCUAUGGUCUAAAUGGCCCUCCUAUUGCCAAUCCGAUGGCUAAUUUAACCGUUAUAGGCUACCAUGACGAGAAAAACCUGAUAAUCGAUGAGUUCUGUGAGGAGACUAGAAGAGAAGUGGAGAGAUUACGAUCUAUUUGGGAGAUGGAGCGAGCUAGUGGUGCUUCUUUGAGUAAUUUUGGUCCUAUUAGUGCCAAUAGCAGUGGUAUUAGUGGUGAAACGGGUGUUGGAGGGGUUGGAGAUCUUAGAGAGAACGAGAAUACGGAUAUUGGCGGGAAUGACGAGGAUAGUCUGAGUGAUAGCGAUAUGGAUUACGAAGGAUGA
Messenger RNA from Botrytis fragariae, 633 nucleotides. RefSeq lists its product as uncharacterized. Bases 1 to 633 code for a protein of 210 amino acids. The transcript is spliced from 2 exons. Lineage: Eukaryota; Fungi; Ascomycota; Leotiomycetes; Helotiales; Sclerotiniaceae. The record is from RefSeq and is a predicted model, not a curated record.